Messenger RNA from Ictalurus furcatus (blue catfish), 4893 nucleotides. RefSeq lists its product as uncharacterized. The transcript has 12 exons. Bases 88 to 3693 code for a protein of 1201 amino acids. Lineage: Eukaryota; Metazoa; Chordata; Actinopteri; Siluriformes; Ictaluridae. Gene Ontology annotation, molecular function: protein binding; zinc ion binding. The record is from RefSeq and is a predicted model, not a curated record.
CGAAACUCAGAGCACCUCUCUCUCUCUCUCUCUCUCUCUCUCUCUCUCUCUCUCUCUCUCCCUCUGUCAGUGUGUGAGUUCAGGAAAAUGGCAGAGGCGAGUAUUUCAUUAGAUCAGCUUUCGGUGGAUCAGUUCAGCUGUCCAGUGUGUCUGGAUCUACUGAAGGAUCCGGUGACGAUCCCCUGUGGUCACAGUUUCUGUAAGGUGUGUAUUAAUGACUGCUGGGAUCAGGAAGAUGAGAGCGGAGUGUAUCGCUGUCCUCAGUGCAGAGACACUUUCACUCCGAGGCCUGUUCUACAGAGAAACAACAUGCUGGCUGAAGUGGUGGAGAAACUGAAGAAGACUGAAGUCCAAGCUGCUUCUCCUGCUCACUGUUACGCUGGACCUGGAGAUGUGGAGUGUGAUUUCUGCACCGGGAGAAAACACAAAGCCGUCAAGUCCUGUCUGAUGUGUCUGGCCUCCUUUUGUGAAACUCAUCUGAAACCUCAUCUUGAAAUUCCUGGUUUGAAAAAGCACAAGUUGGUCGAAGCCUCUGAAAAACUAGAAGAGAAGAUCUGCUCUGAGCAUGAUAAAGUGCUGGAGAUCUACUGUCGUACUGACCAAAGCUUCAUCUGUUAUCUGUGUACGAUGCAUAAACACAGAGGACACAAUACUGUAGGAGCUAAAGCAGAGAGAACUGAAAAACAGAGAGAGUUAAAGGAGGAGCAGAUGAAAUCCCAGCAGAGAAUCCAGGAGAAGCAGAAGAAGGUGCAGGAGCUGAAACAGGCUGUGAACACUAUAAAGCUCAGUGCACAGACAGCAGUGGAGGACAGUGAGAGGAUCUUUACUGAGAUGAUCAGCUCCAUGGAGAAAAGGCGCUCGGAGGUGACGGAGCUGAUCAGAGCUCAGGAGAAGGCUGAACUGAGUCGAGCUGAACGACUCCUGGAGCAACUGGAGCAGGAGAUCGCUGAUCUUCAGAGGAGAGUCACUGAACUGGAGCAGCUUUCACACACAGACGAUCACAUACAUUUCCUCCAGAGUUUCCAGUCUCUCCGUGUCUCUUCUGGACGUGAGGUCUCACCCAGCAUCACUGUCAAUCAACAUCUCUCAUUUGAUGGAGUGAGGAAAUCUCUCUAUGAUCUGAAAAAGAGACUCGAGGAAUUCUGCCAGGAGGAAUUCAUCAAAAUCCCUGAACAUGCUGCAGCAGUUCAGAUGAUUUUACCCUCAGAACCAAAGAUCAGAGAAGAUUUUCUGCACUAUUUCUGUGAUCUGACUCUGGAUCCCAACACAGUAAAUUAUAACCUCAUUCUGUCUGAGAAGAACAGAGCGGUGACGUGCAGUGAGAGAAGGCAGCCGUAUUCUGAUCAUCCAGAGAGAUUUGAUUCCUUGUGGCAGGUGUUGAGUAAGGAGAGUGUGUGUGGACGCUGUUACUGGGAGGUGGAGUGGAGCAGUGAGAGAAGUGUGUUCAUAUCUGUCUCAUAUAAAGACAUCAGCAGGAAAGGGCAGGGUAAGGAGCGUUGGUUUGGAGGCAACAAUCAGUCCUGGAGUCUCCGGUGUUUUUCUUCUUCUCUCUUUUUCUGGCACAACAACAUUAAAACUGAUCUCAGAGUUCCAUCAUCCUCCAGAAUAGGAGUGUAUGUGGAUCACAGUGCAGGAACUCUGUCCUUCUACAGCGUCUCUGACACGAUGAAGCUCCUCCACAGAGUCCACACCACAUUCACUCAGCCUCUAUACACUGGGUUCUGGUUGCGCUGUUACGGAUCAACUGUGAGAUUAUGUGAUUCAAAAGAAGAAAUGGUUAACAGAGGAGUGUUUAUAAGCUCUCUGUCUUUGUGCUCCUCCUCCAAAACCACCUCCUCAUACACACAGAGAACCAGGAAGUUCAUUUCAAAGGAAACGAAACUCAGAGUUCAGUGCAGUCUCACUCUCUCUCUCUCUCUCUCCCUCUCUCUCUCUCUCUCUCUCUCUCUCUCUCUCUCUCUCUCUCUCUGUGAGUUCAGGAAAAUGGCCGAGGCCAGUAUUUCAGUAGAUCAGGAUCAGUUCAGCUGUCCAGUUUGUCUGGAUCUACUGAAGGAUCCGGUGACGAUCCACUGUGGUCACAGUUUCUGUAAGGUGUGUAUUAAUGACUGCUGGGAUCGGGAAGAUAAGAACGGAGUGUAUCGCUGUCCUCAGUGCAGAGACACUUUCACUCCAAGGCCUGUUCUACGCAGAAACAACAUGCUGGCUGAAGUGGUGGAGAAACUGAAGAAGACUGAAGUCCAAGCUGCUUCUCCUGCUCACUGUUACGCUGGACCUGGAGAUGUGGAGUGUGAUUUCUGCACCGGGAGAAAACACAAAGCCGUCAAGUCCUGUCUGAUGUGUCUGGCCUCCUUUUGUGAAACUCAUCUGAAACCUCACUAUGAAGUUCCUGGUUUGAAAAAGCACAAGUUAGUCGAAGCUUCUGGAAAUCUACAAGAGAAGAUCUGCUCUGAGCAUGAUAAAGUGCUGGAGGUCUACUGUCGUACUGACCAAAGCUUCAUCUGUUAUCUGUGUAUGACGGAUGAACACAAAAGCCACGACACCGUCUCAGUUAAAGCGUACAGAACUGAAAAACAGAGUGAGUUAAAGGAGGAGCAGAUGAAAUCCCAGCAGAGAAUCCAGGAGAAGCAGAAGAAGGUGCAGGAGCUGAAACAGACUGUGAACACUAUAAAGCUCAGUGCACAGACAGCAGUGGAGGACAGUGAGAGGAUCUUUACUGAGAUGAUCAGCUCCAUGGAGAAAAGGCGCUCGGAGGUGACGGAGCUGAUCAGAGCUCAGGAGAAGGCUGAACUGAGUCGAGCUGAACGACUCCUGGAGCAACUGGAGCAGGAGAUCGCUGAUCUUCAGAGGAGAGUCACUGAGCUGGAGCAGCUUUCACACACACACGAUCACCUCCACUUCCUCCAGGAAAUAAAGGUUUUAGUCUCCGGCCAUCGCUCGCCUGAAAUUAUUAGACCAGGUUUGCAGUCUGAUCUCCGUGAGGACUCACGCAGCAUAACUGUCAAUCAACAUCUCUCAUUUGAUGGAGUGAGGAAAUCUCUCUCUGCUCUGAAAAAGAGACUCGAGGAAUUCUGCCAGGAGGAAUUCAUCAGAAUCCCUGAACAUGCUGCAGCAGUUCAGAUCAUUUUACCCCCAGAACCAAAGAGCAGACAAGAUUUUCUGCAGUAUUUCUGUGAUCUGACUCUGGAUCCCAACACAGUAAAUUAUUACCUCAUUCUGUCUGAGAGGAACAGAGCGGUGACGUACACUGAGAGACAGCAGCAGUACUCUGAUCAUCCAGAGAGAUUUGACACCUACAGGCAGGUGUUGAGUAAGGAGAGUGUGUGUGGAUGCUGUUACUGGGAGGUGGAGUGGAGCGGUGCUGUGUACAUAUCAGUGUCAUAUAAAGACAUCAGCAGGAAAGGACGGGGUAAUGAGUGUUGGUUUGGACGCAACGAUCAGUCCUGGAGUCUGUGGUGUUCUUCUUCUUCUUCUCUGUGUUUCUAUCACAACAACAUUAAGACCGAUCUCGGAGUUCCACCACCCUCCAGAUUAGGAGUGUAUGUGGAUCACAGUGCAGGAACUCUGUCCUUCUACAGCGUCUCUGACACGAUGAAGCUCCUCCACAGAGUCCACACCACAUUCACUCAGCCUCUAUACACUGGGUUCUGGCUCGGCUCUUUGGGAUCAACUGUGAGAUUACGUGAUCCAGAAUAAAAUAUCAGUAAUGUGAUUUUAUUGAAUUAAAAUGAGCAACUUUACUUUUUUAUAUCAAGCUUAAUUCCAAAGUAAUAUGAGGCAUUUAUUUGUGAUUUCCCAAUUUUCCUUUAUAACGUUAGAUCCUUCUUUUAGAAGAUUUUAAUGUUAUACAGUAGUGCUUGAAAGUUUGUGAACCCUUUAGAAUUUUCCAUAUAUCUGCAUAAGACCUAAAACAUCAUCAGAUUUACACAAGUCCUAAAAGUAGAAACUAUUACACUUGGUCAUUUAUUUAUUGAGGGAAAUGAUCCAAUAUUACAUAUCUGUGAGUGGCAAAAGUAUGUGCACCUUUGCUGUCAGUAUCUGGUGUGACCCCCUUGUGCAGUAAUAACUGCAGAUAAACAUUUGGGGUAACUGUUUAGGGUCGUUGUGUUGCUGCAUGACCCACUUUCUCUUGAGAUUCAGUUCAUGGACAGAUGUCCUGACAUUUUCCUUUAGAAUUCGCUGGAAUAAUUCAGAAUUCACUGUUCCAUCAAUGAUGGCAAACCGUCCCGGCCCAGAUGCAGCAAAACAGCCCCAAACCACGAUACUACCACCACCAUGUUUCACAGAUGUGUUAAGGGUCUUAUGCUGGAAUGUAGUGUUUUCCUUUCUCCAAACAUAACAUUUUUCAUUUAACCCAAAUAUUAUAUUUUGGUCUCAUCCAUCCACAAAACAUUUUUUUCAGUAGCCUUCUGGCUUCUCCAUGUGAUCUUUAGCAAACUGCAGAGGGGCAGCAAUGUUCUUUCUCCUUGCAACCCCGCCAUGUACACCAUUGCUGUUCAGUGUUCUCCUGAGGGUAGGCUCAUGAACAUUAACAUUCGCCAACGUGAGGUCCCUCACUCACACCUGAUCAUCAUCCCAUUGAUUGAAAACACCUAAAUAUAAUUUCACCUUCAAAUUAACUGCUAAUCCUAGAGGUUCACAUACUUUUGCCACUCACAGAUAUGUAAUAUCGGAUCAUUAUAUAAUAUUUUUGUCUUAUUUGUUUAAUUGGGUUCUCUUUAUCUACUUUUUGGACAAAAUCUGACGAUGUUUUCGGUCAUAUUCUGCUUCAAUACUGUGUUAAAAUUCAUGUUGGUCUACUCAUUAAUCUUACAUAUGAAUCAUCAUGACUGUACUUAUACUGUAUAUAUUCAGUUGGAUGGAUUCUUGGAUAACAAAAUAAAAAAUAUAUUUAAA